This is a messenger RNA of Schistosoma bovis, 2670 nucleotides long. The record is from the annotation of a GenBank genome assembly. NCBI's taxonomy places the organism in Eukaryota, Metazoa, Platyhelminthes, Trematoda, Strigeidida, Schistosomatidae.
GACAACUUGAACCUAUCUAUAUAUGUGACAUGUUCUACGUUCAUUAAGCUUGACUGGUAAAAAAAACAACAUAUCUUGAGAAAGGAUGUAUUUCUGUGUAUUGAAGAUAGUGACAAUGUGGAGUCUCUAGAACAUCUUGAGUGACGAUAGAGAAACAUUCCUGGUGCGUUUCUUUUCAAAUGUAAUCGUCUGUUUCACGACUCAUCGCAAGUACCUAUUCUGACUAUAGGCAACGGGUUCGAGAAAUAUCUUGAUUAUUCCUCUUAGAAAAUCUGAGCUCUGAAGAGUUGAUAAAAUGUCAUUUUAUAUAUCGGAAAACUGAUGUCAUAAAGUCUUCAAGAAUCUAGUAUUAGUAUCACUUAUAAGAAACCUUGAGAACUCGAAAGUCUUUAGAAGCUGGAAAAGUCUGAAAACACUUCAUCUAGUCAGGAUUAGACAGGAAAUCUCCAGUGUUCCGGAAAAGCUGUGGAUCGUCAUAUUCCGUCUGGAUGAUUAUUGAUUUUGGCAUGUUCCCGGCUUUUCGAACACCAAGGUCAAAUAUAAAUUUAUAAAUAUCCUUGGUUUCUGGAUCUAAAUUAGUCAUCGGUGCUUGUCGUAUUCUCUGUUCAAGUCCCAAGUCCGUCAGGUUUUUAAUCAUCAUACAAAUCGGUUAGACUGAAACUUCAAGUCAUUGAGUUAUAGACACACUCUAGGUUAGCCAAAUAUAUCUAGGCCUUUAUCCAUCAAAACCAACCCAACUAAAAUCAUAAAAAUCUUGACCUAUGUUUUCAUGGUUUAGCGUAAAUGUUUGUACUGUUCAUAUUUGUAUCUGAGUGUUAUCGAUUCAAUGUUUAUGCAAAAAAGGACAAUCGAUGAAACAUAUUUCAUCUCUGUAUUUAAUGAAUUUCCCAGUUAGUUGGGUGAAUGUUUAACAGAUUGAAUCUUUGGUUCAAUGUUAAUGUUCUGAUAGCUUGAUUUCCAGCAUUGUUGGGGUAAACAUAUGGACAAGUGUACUCAAUUUAGUCCUACUAUAUUAGGUCAACAAAAUAAAUUGUACUUUCUUUUCGAGAAAAUAACUUAACAUUACCAUUCAAAGCAUUUUUCCAGUGAUGUGGUUUUGACAUCUAGUCAAGAACAAUAUAGAACCUGACCAAUAUACGAACCGGACGUAGUUUAACAGGUAGACUAACAUCUCGCCUAGACUAGAGCGAAAGCGUCUACCACUGUCAGACGUCGUAUGUAUGUCUACCUCCAGAUUCAGUCAUUUUCAAGUUAUCCCUGGAUUUUUACGACGGCAGAUCGGGCUUUCUAGGUAACUGAAAACUGGAUCGAUCCGAAAGUGCAAAUAUGUUCAGUUGAAGUUGUACACCACUAACUGUUUAUCCCAAUCUCUAUAUAAUAAAAAAGUGAAAUUUCAUCGCCGAAACCUAGUUUUGUUUAUUACAUAUCUGUUGAGUCAAUCGAAGAAAUAAUGAAUGUACUUCCAACAGUGUUUGACACCAGUGAUAACGAAUUUGUUAUAAUUCAUCAAACUGUCGAGUCGAUAGUUUAAUAGCGCAUUUAAAAACCCGCCGAAGUGUGAAGGAUAUCGCGGUUCACAUGGUCAAGUUUGUGUCAUAGUAAUGAGUUUUUCAUCAAAAAUCUCGAUUUCAUUAACCAUUCUUUCCAAGACGAAUUUUUUCCUGCCAAAAUUACGUAAAAUUGCAACAAAACAACUAGGUCCUGCAUAACAGUAAAACGUUUGUCAAGCUAAAAAAACAGUUCAAACAAUGAAGUCUAAAUAUUUAAAUUCUAUAUUAUUAUUCGUAACCAAAGCUGAAUUGAAUUAAAUCUUGGUUAAAAUACCCUUUUGGACAUCCUGUAUAUAUGUUAAGUAUUUCAAUCAAAUCGACAUUACUCAUGCAUGUUUGUUUUUUGUUAAGGUUCAAUACUGUCUCAACAAGUAAAUCCUAUUGGUAUUUCAAGAUGAAGUUGACUAUUACGUAAUAAUGUAAGAUUAAUUUCUUUACCACUGACCUGGUAUGAUUUCUAAUUUAUUUCUAGACCCAAUGGUACGUAUCAAAAAUCGAUACCUCGUUUGUUUCAUUUCGAUUCAACCUCAAAAUUCCAAUUCAUUUAUACCAGGUUAUCCUGGCUGCCAAAAGGAGGAUACAGCGGCGAUGCGCUUGAGCGAGUCUGAUUUAUUAGCCACGAUAAAACAAAACAUCACCCUUACACACGGUUCACUUGGAGUCGGUAAAUGUAUGUCUCGCUUAAGAGUAAUUCACUGGUGUCCUGCUUCCGGUUUAUUGAUUAUACGUUGCCUUCGUAGCAUGUCUGUUUACGUCCAAACAGCACUCUCUUUGGUUACUCACUUAGAUCUCAAUGGACAAAAAAGGAAAUCGGUAAUCGACAUUUAUCAUACAAGCGGUACAGUCAGAGGCUGUCAAAAAUUCCUAGUCAUGUUUUACUCUCAUAAUUUAUUCUCAAGACCAGAACAAUUAUUUCGAACAGCCUUGUCUAUUGCCGUUGAACGAAAUAUGAUUUCUCCAUAUCCACCAUACAUCAAUGAAGAAUCCUAAUUUUCUAUUUAUUUAAUAAACUACAGAGUAUUAUGGUAAAAGUCUUAUCUGUUACAUAUUGAUAUAAAAAUAAAAUGUUAAGAUUAUGUAUCAAACGAAAUUUAACUUCACAAAAAACAGCUUAGACGUA